AUGUGCAUCAAUAAAAUGAAAGCGGAUAAAUGCGGUUUAUAUCCCAUUUGCCUUAAGUUGUUUCUUAUUCUGAGAAUGGUAAUAGCAGGCGUCCAGCAAGAAGCUGAAGAAGAGCUAGUAACGGUUGCUCCGGCGAUGUUUAUUGUAAAACCAAAUGGAACAACAUCAGCAGAAUCAAGUAAAUCAACAGUAAUUUCGACUCAAAAAACACCAAAUAAAGUGAAAUGUACACUAUUACCCAUAGAGCCAACCUGCCUUGAACAGAAACAUAUCGAAAUGUGCAGCAUUAGCUAUAGGGUCAACUGUUCCUGCCUCCCAUCGGAAUGCACAUAUAUCUAUGGGGCCAACAGUUCCCACCGCGAUCGCGAUCGCAAGCCAAAGCUGGAAGGAAUAUUGAUUGGUAUGGUAGUGCCAUCCCGAAUCGACCGGAUCGGAAAGCAAUCGCUUUAUAGUGUUUUAGAGGGAGUUUGCGAUCAAGUUGCAACUAGUCGCAGGCAAGUUUUGCGUUUGGGUGGAACUGAUGGUGGUGAAAUGCAAGGCAAUCUUUCCAGUCAACAGUUCCAAUCAUUGACAACUCAUUUGGAUCAUUGUCUGAAUGCGUUGCGCUUACUUCGAAACGAAGUCAUAUCUGUACAUCGCCGAAUAGUGGAAGGUAGUUGGGAAAGUGAUCCAGCCGAAGGUGAAAAGACGCUAGAAGAGAAACUCGACUUUAUUAAUCAAAUUUACGAUAACUUGGAAUCGCACGCAAAACAACUGCCAGUCUCGACACCUAUGACGGUACAAAUGGAGCGUCUGAGUCGAUUUCUGCAUGAUGGACAGAUUGACCCACAUACUAGUGAAUUAUACGAUAAAGCGCUAGAAGCAUCUACAUGGAUGGAAACAAACAAUCAGUUAUUGCAAAUGUAUGCGGAAUUUCUGCGCACCGUUGUGGGUAAUCGGCGGCGAUCAAUAAUGACAGACCGUCCAAUAUCAUACUCAAACUAUGGAUUAAAUUCAUCACCACAAAGUAUUUUUGAGCAAACACUAACAGUUGUACUGAAAGAUCCAAAUAUUAAGAAAAUUGGACUUGUUGGACGGUAUUUGGAAAGAAGUACUCUAUCAGCUCUUGUUGAAUUCAAAUUUGGACAAGUGAUAGAUAAACAAUAUGUCUGUUUGCUCAAAAUGCUUAUGGUUGUCAAUAGUGGUGUACCAGAAUUCGUGCAAAUGAUUGCUCCUCAUGAAGAAUGGUCUUAUUUGGAUGUUGGCUGUAGUCAAGUUGACAUUCAUAAGGAGAGUAGAUAUUUGGUAUAUCGGAAGAUGAGUGUUCAAGCAAAUAUACAUUUGAUGCAGACAAUAAUGCCGUGUAUUGACAUUCGAAAUGCACACACACUUUCAUAUGUCCUAAAUCUAUUUGCGAAAUUUUCUGGAGUAUUUGAUAUAAAAUGUCGCGUUUGCAAAAAGAUAAUGAAAGACUAUUUGCCGCCACUGAUGUUCGAUCUUCGGUGUCCGAAGAACGCAUUACAUGAAUCAUGUCGAUAA
This is a messenger RNA of Cercopithifilaria johnstoni, 1518 nucleotides long. The record is from the annotation of a GenBank genome assembly. NCBI's taxonomy places the organism in Eukaryota, Metazoa, Nematoda, Chromadorea, Rhabditida, Onchocercidae.